AAAUUGCAGCGUAUUUAUUCGUCCCCAUUUACUUUUCGGCAUUAAAACGCUCAUCAUUUCUAACUGAUCAAAAUCAAAAUGAGAAAUUCAUACGGGUUUGUACUCUCUAUCUUUUUGGGAAUUAGCCUUCACCAUGUCACCUUCGUUGCUGCAAUUUCCGGGAAGGCCACGUACUACUACGUUUCUGCCGGACUGACAGCCUGCGGAACCCGCCACUCUGACUCUGAACUAGUCGCCGCAAUAGGCUGGCCAUACUGGACGGAGGCCAACCCUAACAAUGAUCCACUUUGCUUGAACAAUCAACGCGCCAUUGUCACAGACACGUCGAACGGGAGAAAUGUCACCGUUUUGAUCCGGGACAUCUGCGGGUCUUGCGCCACGACGAAUAUUGACCUUUCCGUGGGCGCUUUUACGGUACUCCGACCCUUGUCCGUCGGUAUGUUUGACGUCACCUGGGAAUUUUUGGAGGACGAGGGUGGUGACGGGAUUUGUCGGGGGAGAGUGGCCGCUUCGGGCGGGUUGAUCGUUCGGGAACGCCCGGAUGUCAGCAGUCCUGCAGUGGGUCAAUUAGCGGAUGGGUCCAUUACACAGAUUUGGUGGAGGACGGAAGGUUCGAUCGUAAACGGAAAUCCGAAUUGGUUUCAAGUUCCGACCGGCUACGUAUCGGCGUACUUCGUCAACAUCUCGUCAAAUAAUGGCGAGCCGUGGUGCAGCAAGUGGUGAAAUGGUAGAAAGGUUAAAAAUAACGACAUCAAUUAAAUUAAUCAAUUUGGUAAAAUAUUCGAAUAUUUUAAAUUGUCCAAAAGUAUCUAAAUUUGAAAAAUAGCUGAUACAGGUUAUAAAUAUAAAUGAAUAAAAAUUUCCGA
This is a messenger RNA of Folsomia candida, 866 nucleotides long. RefSeq lists its product as uncharacterized. Bases 79 to 723 code for a protein of 214 amino acids. The transcript is spliced from 3 exons. The record is from RefSeq and is a predicted model, not a curated record. Lineage: Eukaryota; Metazoa; Arthropoda; Collembola; Entomobryomorpha; Isotomidae.